This is a messenger RNA of Fusarium sp. VM40, 1365 nucleotides long. The record is from the annotation of a GenBank genome assembly. Lineage: Eukaryota; Fungi; Ascomycota; Sordariomycetes; Hypocreales; Nectriaceae.
AUGUCAAACUCUGAAGAGGAGACAGAGGUUCUUCCGACCUUUGUGUCUUCCAUCACCAAAUCCUCACCACUUGUAUACUUCUACCAUGUUAUCGAUCCCGAGACAGCCACUCUCACUGUUCAGGUGCUGGGAGCUAACAUCUCCUUCAAGUUCAGCCAUCUGAAAGCAAAAGCUGUUAAUAAACCAUCUACAAUUACGCAGCAACUCGAGAACAAGACCACAGGCUUCAUCGCCCUUGUGACACUUGAUUCUCGACGUAUUGUCCUUGCCGCUGCCGAAUCAGGACAUGGCCUAGGCCGAUACGGUGAUCUACUCGACAAGAGAAAAGGCGUGCUUCCAAAUAGUAUUUGGACAAAGCGAGUUGUGGCCUUCGGUAAGACCCUUGGAUUGAAUAUGAAAAGACUAUUCGAUAACCCUCAUCGAAUGGCUGGGAACAGGGAAGGCAUCUUUCUCGGGUCUCACGUCGAAGUCAAACUCGCUGUUCACGGCAUUUGUGUUCUUCUUCAAAUGUUCAAUAUCACCAAAGACUUUGGCAAUGUCACCUUGCAGCAGCUGAGUCAACUUCGCCAAGCUCGCUGGGAGGACGGAUCGCGCCCUGUCUUCGAAGUAUACUUCUCACGAAAGUUCUGCCAGCCUUGCAGAAGUCUCGUGGAGAAGCUCCAGGAAGCCACUGGAGUCACUAUCAGACUAUCUUGGAGGCACCGACUGGUCAUGAAAACAUACCCGUGCAGACAAGUUAAGAACACCCGGCGCCCUGGUGACACUCGACCAGAACAAGCGUUUGAUAGCCAAGACUAUGACUUUGGAGACAUUCUGCCUGAUGAUUCAGACAUAGAAGUCAUCUCAGAUGACGAAGACACCAACGAUUGCGUCGACACCAUCGAUCUUACUAACAUCCGCUCAACAUCCCCCGCUGGUAUCUCGGCAGAGAUCGACGAUCUCCUUGACGGCCUCGCCUAUCGAGUAGGUCAAAUGGAAGACUGUCCAGAGGGCGCAACGGCCGCUAUCGUCGGCUUCGCAAGGACCAUGGCGUCUCACAACAAAAAGAGCAACAACCCCUUAAACGCCCAGAAUGUUAACAAGCCACUUCCAGCCACGCCGGUCAUAGAAGCACCAGAGGACGUGAUUGAAAGCAGUGAGCGACGACAUACGUUUCCCCGGGCGCAGAGACGUCUCUUUGGAGAACCACGUAACACGGAAACGUCCCGAGCGAGGAGUGCGUCUCCCCUUCGUGGUAACGGAGGAACAAUCCGAGAGCGCUCGCCGAGACGAUACAAUAUGGGAGGUUCGGGUCGAUUUACAGUGGAAAUCCCCCGUAGGCGAUCGUUGGGCAAAAACCGUUCCAGACCUCGCUCUUUUCGCUGA